UUCAUCAAGAAUAUCGAAAAAAAUGUCCCGAUAAAAGUAAAAGUGGAUGCAUCAAUACGAAAAACGGCGCAACAUGUUUGUGUUUGAAAAAUGACAUGGUCAUAUGGGAUGACAAAAAGGAAAGAUGUAUUGAACCAAAAGUUAAUUUUGCUAUAAAGAAAUAUAACAAAAUGCCAUUCGUGUACAGUAAAAAUGAAACAAGCCAUACGAAUCAAUUAGUGAUGUCAAUCGAUUUGGAAACUAAACAUUUAUAUAGUCAAUACGAUCUUUGUCAAACGAUUAAUUAUAAAAUUAUUGGAGAAAGAAACCGAAUGGUUAGACUGAAUGCAUACAUCGAAUAUUCGGAAUCAAUGAUUCCAUUUUAUGGCGUCAACAAUAUCCUGAACGCAGAGAAUUCAACAAUACAGUACUGUUUGGUUGACAAUUUAUUCGCUUUCUCUACUAUCUGGGAACAAAUCUUCAAUAAUUGGACUUCAUUCACCAUUCACUACUAUUUGGAAAGCUACACAAAUGUCACAAUUGAAUUUGAAUCUAUUCAUUUUGAAUUGAAAUCUCUCAUUCAAGAAAUGAACCAAAAUUAUUCAAAUGUUAAUAAUGACGCGAUUGAGAUUGAAACAAUCAUAGAUAAAACCGGUCUUUUUCGAUACGAAACUGAAUGGAACAAUUAUGCCCCCAAGUUGAAUUCGAUUAGAUUCGAAUACGAAACUUCACCUUGGUUGGCAGGACAAAAUCCCAAACGUAUCGACGGAUUAAUAUAUUAUUUCAAGAUGAAUAAAUCUAAUAUUGAGUUUGGUAACUUGACGCUCAACGGAAAAUCUUCCAACAUAGAUGAUCACUAUUAUCUAACAUUCGAUAGAUUAACGGCACUAUCCACGAAUGAGCAACAAAUAUUUCUAUUCAAGAUAGCCAUAGAAAUAGAAUUUGAGAAUUCAAAGAUUGAAUUAAAAGAAUUUAAAUUGAAUCCAUUGAAAUGUCAUGAAUUCGAUUGCAAUGGUCAUGGCGAAUGUUAUGCCGACUAUCAAUUAGGCAUAGCUGCCCGAUGUCGUUGCCAUCGAGAUUAUUUUGGUGAACAUUGUCAAUAUCAUAAUCCAUGUAUAGAGCGGCAGUCAUUUUGUCAGAACAUUUUGGACGAUACAUUUGAAAAAAACCAGUGUAUUCCUUUAAAUUCAUCUCAUUUUGAAUGUUCAUGUUCAUGGCCAAACUUAAUGGAAUGGUCGAAACAACAAAGCUGUCAACCGAAAUGGACCUAUUCCUCACAGAAACUUAUUUUUGAUACUGAUUCAAAACACAAAUUUUUAUCCGAUGUUACAUCAAUAGCUACAACAAUCGAGCAAUAUCGUUUCAAUUUCAAAUCGAUCGGAAAUUUCAUGGACGAUUAUGUAUCAUUACGAAAAUCAAUCAAUGAUUCGGAUAAAAUCUACUUCACAAUGAUGUCUGGCUAUUCUUUUAUAAACUUUACUUUCCGAACGGUUUUAGAAAAUCAAGGCAUUUGCUUUAAUAUGCAAUAUUUGUCAAAGUCAAGUAUGAAUCGAUUUGGUCUAAAAUUGUCAUCCAACGAUGACUAUUUAUGGACAAACCAACCCAAUUGGAUAUCCGAAAAAACGCAUAUCUGUUCUUAUGAAUGGACCUCACAAAAUUCUGAUCACGUUGAAGCUUUUUUCUCAGCUCAUUUAGGUGAUACCACCAACAAAACAAAUGCAUCAAUUGUCGCAUUAAUUUUAAAUGAUGAUUCAAUAAGUGUUGUUGAUCUGACCAAACCGAAUGAUUAUUAUUUACCUAGUUGGGGUGAAAAAAAUCACAUAAUACGAUGCAACGAUUAUGGCCAUUGCGUUUUCCUAAUAAUGUUUGGACCAGAUUUAAACAUAAUUGAGUACAUAGGAAACAAUCAAAAUUUUUUACAAAAUUCCAUUCCCAGAACAUCGUAUCUACUUAGUGAAUGGAUUACUUAUUCACGCAAAAACCAUACGAACAUCCGAAAUAAAUUCAAUUUCAAAGUGAUCAAUCCAUCACCACAAUUGGUUAGUUGGCAACCUAUUGUUCUGAAUGAUCGAAUGCAAGAUAUUACAACUCAAAUAUCCAUCAAGAUCUCAAAUUCAUCACUAGAGUUCGAACUAGGUUCAUACUAUGACAUGAAAUAUAUACGAAUUGGAAUUCGUAUCAUCGAUAAUAGUAUGAAGAAUGCUGAUAAAUUGUUUAUAAAGCAUUUAGAUAUGGAUGACUAUUGCCAUGACAAUCAUUGUGAACAUUCGGCAAAUUGUUUGGUUGAUUUUUCUGCCAACAAUAGUAAUCAUUAUUAUUGUCAAUGUCCUGAUGGAUUUAUUGGACCAUAUUGUCAUGAUGUGAAUUAUUGUCGCAAAUCUAAUAAUGAAAUUUGCCAAAAGUUACAUUUGAAAUGUCAGAAUUAUGAACACCGUUUCCGCUGUGAUUGCGAACAUGAGGCUGACAGUAAAUAUUGGAACAAUGCAUCGUUAAGAUGUGCUGAUGUUCCCAAACCCUUUCUCGAAAAAUGUCCAGAAAAUCGAGUAUGGCGAAAAGAAUCCGAUGAGCGAUAUAAAUGUGUAUGUGAUACUAAUUUUGGUUAUAUUGAAGAUGCAACUUCAAAUUGUAUAAAACGAGACGCUUGCCAUGAAAAACCUUGCGGUUUGAAUGGAACUUGUUUUGUUUCAUUCAAAGGUGACGCGAAUUAUAUUUGCCUUUGUAAUCAAGGAUUCCGAGCAAUUUCAAGUAAUGACAAUCAAUGUGAACCAAUUCCCGAAGAAAAUUUUGAAUGUCCAGGCUUCCGCGAACCGAUCGAGAUUAAUUCGACAAAACGUUGCGAUUGUUCGGUCCCGUUGGAUGAUGGCAAUUUAGUUUUCCAACAAUCGUCUGAUGGGAAAAAUUGUCAACUGAAAUCUAUUUGCGGUCCUGGUGGAUAUGGGCUUGAUGAAUGUCAGCAACAGAAUGCAUUAUGCUUGAUCCAAUUGACUGACCAUGAAAAUAAUGUACAGUAUCACCGGUGUACAUGUCCACCUGGCCAACGUUUGAUCCAUAAAUCUGAAAACGGUAAAAAUGAAUCUAUCAUUCGUUGUAUGGAUCAAUGUCAAGAUCAAGCCAUAAUUAAUUUGUGUGCCGCACAUAAUGCCCAAUGUGAUCCAUUAGGUGAUCAUAGUUCUGUUCCAAAGAAUGACGAUUGGUUACAUUUUUGUCGCUGUCCUCAUGGAACAAUUAUUUCCAACAAUAAACAAAACUGUACUUAUUCUGCACAUGUUUAUUCUAUGAAUCUAAUGUUCAUGUGGCAAACAUUGAAAGCAUCGAUUCUUUGGACUAACAAUAUUGCCAAUCAAUGGCUCAAACAACAAUAUCAAAAUGAGAAUCCAUUGGAAAAGUUCAAACAACAUCUACGACCAAAGCUUGGUGAUUUCAAUAUUCAACAAUUAUUUCAAGAUUUUCAACAAGCCAAUAAUGAUUAUAAUUUUGGGUUAAUUCGUCAACAAUUUGAGAUCAUUUUGCCCAUAUUAAUGGAACGUUCAAUAGAAAGCUAUAUGAGAAGUUAUCUAACUGUCAAACAAUCCAAAUACCCUAACUUGAAUUUGGUUAUUGAAAAAUGUACAAAUAUAUCUAUCGACAAACAGCAUUCCUAUUUGAAUUGUUCGGUAGCUUUGACGUUACAUGAUAAUGUAUCGCAACAACAAGAAGUGAACAAGAUCAUAACAGAUCAACUUCAUAACGAUUGCAAUCCUUUCCGCGACGGAAAUGUCAACCAGUGUUUUAUUGAUUCAUCUUACGGUGGCGAACCAAUCAUUCUGAAAUCGAUCGAAAAUUUAAAUGUUCAAUGGCAAAAUCCAUGUGAUAUUAAUUUGAACAAAUGUGCACCAUAUUCUGGAACUGCUUGUCAUUUCUCAGCCAAUGAAACACAAAAAUCAAUAGAAUGUGAAUGUAUACAUUUUAAAAAAUAUAACCAACUAGUGAAUGCUACUGGUCAUUCAUUCGAGCAGAAUGGAUUGCUCAUUUACGAAUGUCAAUUGAGUAGCGAUGUGUGUUCAAAAACCUGUCCACAAGAGAAUAAUUUCUCUGGUCAUUGUAAUAGUAACUGGAACGUAACGAAUUAUGAGAAAAAAUUACGAAUCGAAUGUCAAUGUGAGGAAAACACUAUUUACGAACAUCACGAACAAAUAUUGGACAUUGAUAUUAGCCGAGAAUUUCAAUUGAUUCGCACAAAUAGAUGUCUGAAUAAAAAGGAAGAUAUGGAAAACAAACAUAUAGAGCUGAUUGUCGUUAUUGUUGUCGCUUCCGUUGUCGCCAUGGUUGCUAUCAUUAGUCUUUUUCUAUGGUGUCGAUCGACAUUUGUCAUUAGAUCGCCAAAUUUUUCCGAUAUGAAAUAUUCAUUCGAUACUAAUCCAAACAAUGGAUCUUAUACGCUGAACAGAUCAAAUGGUUUGUCUACGACCAACCGAACGACAUCCACUAACAAUCGCAGUCAUCAUGAAUCGAUAGAAAUGCCCAUUAUAAAAACCAAUCAAACAACAAAUCUGAAUCAAACCAAAUCUGGACCAUCCAGUUUAAGUGUGAUUGCCGAACAAUUAACAUCAUCAUCUUCAUCGUCAGAAGAGGAUAAUGUUAAUACUAAUGUAGUGCAAAAAUCGAAGCAAAUGCAUCAUUCAUUUACGUAUCUCAAGAAUACUAACCACAAUCAACAUGAACAAGUCAUUAAUCAUUCGAAAAAUCGAUUGAUAUUGACGAGUCAUAAUUUACAAAGAAAAAAAUUUUAAUUAAUUCUCUCUCAUUGUAUUUCAUUCAUCUGUUAUGUUAAAGAUUAUUAAAGCAAUAAAAUCUGGAUUGACUAUAA
This is a messenger RNA of Dermatophagoides farinae (American house dust mite), 4825 nucleotides long. RefSeq lists its product as uncharacterized. The record is from RefSeq and is a predicted model, not a curated record. NCBI's taxonomy places the organism in Eukaryota, Metazoa, Arthropoda, Arachnida, Sarcoptiformes, Pyroglyphidae.